CGCCCGCCGGGCGGGCGGACGGACGGGCGUGCGCGCGGGGGGCGCGCGGGGGGCGGGGGGAGUUCCGGUUCCGGUUCUUUGUGCAGCUGCAGCCGCGGCUCCGGCGAAGAUGGCGGCCCGGGCGGGUUUCCAGUCCGUGGCUCCGAGCGGCGGCGCCGGGGCCUCGGGCGGGGCGGGCGCGGCGGCCGCCCUGGGCCCGGGCGGGACCCCGGGGCCUCCGGUGCGGAUGGGCCCGGCGCCGGGGCAGGGGCUGUACCGCUCGCCGAUGCCCGGGGCGGCCUAUCCGAGACCAGGUAUGCUGCCAGGCAGCCGACUGGCACCUCAGGGACCUUCCAUGGGACCCCCUGGUUAUGGGGGGAACCCUUCCGUCCGGCCGGGCCUGGCCCAGUCGGGGAUGGACCAGUCCCGCAAGAGACCUGCACCGCAGCAGAUUCAGCAGGUCCAGCAGCAGGCGGUCCAGAAUCGAAACCACAAUGCAAAGAAGAAGAAGAUGGCUGACAAAAUUCUACCUCAGAGGAUUCGUGAACUGGUACCAGAAUCCCAGGCCUAUAUGGACCUCUUGGCUUUUGAAAGGAAGUUGGACCAGACUAUCAUGAGGAAAAGGCUAGAUAUCCAGGAGGCCUUGAAACGUCCCAUUAAGCAAAAACGGAAGCUGCGAAUUUUCAUUUCUAACACUUUCAACCCGGCAAAGUCAGAUGCCGAGGAUGGGGAAGGGACAGUGGCUUCCUGGGAACUUCGGGUGGAAGGACGGCUCCUGGAGGAUUCAGCCCUGUCCAAAUAUGAUGCCACCAAACAAAAGAGGAAGUUCUCUUCCUUUUUUAAGUCCUUGGUAAUCGAACUGGACAAAGACCUGUACGGGCCAGACAACCAUCUGGUAGAAUGGCACAGGACCGCCACUACCCAGGAGACGGAUGGCUUCCAGGUGAAGCGACCAGGAGACGUGAAUGUACGGUGUACUGUUCUACUGAUGUUGGAUUACCAGCCUCCGCAAUUUAAAUUAGACCCUCGCCUGGCUCGACUCCUGGGUAUACACACUCAGACCCGUCCAGUGAUCAUCCAAGCACUGUGGCAGUAUAUUAAGACACAUAAGCUGCAGGACCCUCAUGAGCGGGAGUUUGUCAUCUGUGACAAAUACCUUCAGCAGAUCUUUGAGUCUCAGCGCAUGAAGUUUUCAGAGAUCCCCCAACGGCUCCAUGCCUUGCUCAUGCCACCAGAGCCCAUUAUCAUCAAUCAUGUCAUCAGUGUUGACCCUAAUGAUCAGAAAAAGACUGCUUGUUAUGACAUUGAUGUGGAAGUAGAUGAUACCUUAAAGACCCAGAUGAAUUCUUUUCUGCUUUCUACUGCCAGCCAGCAGGAAAUUGCUACAUUAGACAACAAGAUCCAUGAGACAAUAGAAACUAUCAAUCAGCUGAAGACCCAGCGAGAGUUCAUGCUGAGCUUUGCCAGAGACCCUCAGGGUUUCAUCAAUGACUGGCUUCAGUCCCAGUGCCGGGACCUCAAGACCAUGACUGAUGUGGUGGGUAACCCUGAGGAAGAGCGCAGAGCUGAGUUUUACUUCCAGCCUUGGGCUCAGGAGGCGGUGUGCCGAUACUUCUACUCCAAGGUGCAGCAGAGACGGCAAGAAUUGGAACAAGCCCUCGGAAUCCGAAACACAUAGGGCCUCUUCCACAAGCCUUGACUUGGCUGCACCGAUUCUUUGGGCCCUGUGCUGCCUGCCUCAGAGCGCCCGCCUUGGUCUUGUUUGGGGCCUUCUGGGGGAUGCUGCUGGUUUACGGACAACACCAGAGUGAAGAGGGUCUCACACUCGGUCUCAUAAGACACCUCUCACCCUCUUCCCCCCUCCCCCCUUUCUCUCCCUCUGCUUCCUUUGCCCGGAUUUCCCACGUGCCUCUCCUUGCCCCGGUCUACAAAGGACCUCUAUAGUUAGUAUUAGAGAGAGAGAGACCCUGUAGUGGUUAUCAGUGCUCUGAAGGGAUUAGGCCUAAGGCCAAGUGGUCUUCAAGGGGACCAGCUACACUGAUCCUGCUCUCCAGAGACCCAGGAGUGGGGAGCUUCAGCCGUUUCUCCAAGACUCAGGCCUGGGGGCCCUGUAUAAGCUAGUUGGUCCUGGUUUUCCAGAUGAGAGGAUCCAGUUUCCCUCCUUCCCUCCUCAGGAUUGGAGCAAACUCUCCCUCCACUUCCUGCCCUCUAGUGCUAAAGGAACCUGGCUCCUGGGCUCCACGGAGCCCAGGCCAGUCCCAGCCCUCGCCAGCCCUCCGGACUGGCCUGCGGCCUCAGUGCUUCUCUUUCUCCCUAGUAGGGGAUCCACGUCAGUAUUGGAGUUUGUUCUUUCACUGUCGCUCCCUCCCAGCACGCUGCCUAUAGCUGCUCAUUUCAGGAUUCCCUCGAUCUGUCCGGAUCCUCGGGCAUCUGGGUGGGGGAAUCUUGCCUUUCCCUGUCUACGCUCUGGGGGAUCAAGCCUGGGGCACUGCCGUCACCGGUGGAGACUGUUCCUUCCUGCUGUCGUAUGGAGGUGUAAUCGUUCGUUCACUCCACUCUGCUUAGCCCAUCCUUUCAUGGAGAAACAGGCCUAAAAUCAAACGGGUACAAGCCCUGGGCCAUCCCUGUCUUCCUGUCCCUUGUCUGCCCAGUUGACACCCGCGGGUGGCUUCUUGGGCACUGAGGAGUGAAAGCGCCUAGGGCUGGACACUAGCUUUGAGUUGGGUCUGUGACUCUCCCCUCUCCCUUCCUCACAGAAAUGUGACUCUAGCCCCUGCCCUUAAAGCUUCAGACCCCUCAGGUAGCAGCAGGACCGUGUGAUCUCGGCCCCUUGGAACUGAGAUGGUUUUGCAUCUUUCCAGGAGAGCCCCAGAUUCUUCCAUGUUGUAUCUCCCCCAAGUUAUCAUUUUCCAGGCUCGCAGACUCAACACAGCAGGGUGGGAGACAGCUGGGCACUUACGGGGUGUUCUGUUCAUCCUGGGCUCUAAACCCACAGAACUGACAAAGCCCCUGCUUCCCCACCCCUCCUCAGGCUCCUGCGAGCACACUCCCCAGCCCUCCACCCUGUUUCACACUAAGAACAGCAGAAUUUUCUCCGUCUUUCCCUUCCUACCAUUGUCCCACCCGUCCCUAGUGACACUGGACAUCCUCUGUCGCUGGGGCAGGAACCAUGAGAAGGAAACGCAGCACUCCUGUACAAUAGCCCUGUUGAAGAUAACUUUUUAUUAACUGAAUUAUUAUGUUUUUUUCAUGGACCAAAUUUUUUUUUUGUACUGUCCCCUUAUCAAUGUCACCCAGUUUUAAUAAAAGAACCUUCGGAA
Molecule: messenger RNA, 3299 nt
Organism: Sorex fumeus (smoky shrew)
Lineage: Eukaryota; Metazoa; Chordata; Mammalia; Eulipotyphla; Soricidae
Gene: SMARCD1
Product: SWI/SNF related, matrix associated, actin dependent regulator of chromatin, subfamily d, member 1
Exons: 13
Coding region: 110-1657 (515 amino acids)
Biological process (GO): regulation of transcription by RNA polymerase II
Cellular component (GO): SWI/SNF complex; nucleus
Source: RefSeq, a predicted model, not a curated record